AUGGCUUCGGGGCAACAUCGCCACGAUGAGCUCUUUCCCUGCUCGCGCGAGGGCGACUGCACGGGUUGCACCUUCGGUCCUGAUGGACGGCUCCUCAUCGGGGGCCUGUCCAUCGAUGGAUCCGCGGCAGGAGAAGCAGGAUGGGCUUCCAUCGACGUCAAGCCUAGCAGCCACGCCUUUCAACCUUGCCUGCCGCGAGAUGGUCCAUCUACCUUUGGAAAGGACGUGGCGAGGGACUCUUCUCUGACCACCACUACCACCGCCAACGAUGAGAAGGACAGCAGCAUUGCUCGGGUGGCAUCGCGCUGGACCUCUCGUCUCUCGCCACGCAAGCGCGACAAGAUGUCAGAGAAGGCGGCUCCCCUCCCGCAGCUCACCCUCGCGGACAUCGUCGAGGGCAGAACAUGUCGUCCUAUCGCCCUUGUUGACCUGCGAUCGUACCUCGCCAACCGCAGGGAGCAGGAGCGUGGACAGAGUAGUGGGCUUGACGACUUCUUCGCGGGUAUCGUAGCCUCACAGUCAGCACGCGACCUCGAUGCUGUCAACUUUGUCGUCAGCUAUGAUCGUUGCGUACGGGCUUAUCGCUCGGGAGAGGGAAGCAUCGAGACACUGCGACGAAUCCUCGUUACGUACGUAGGCGGUAGCAGUGAUGAGAAGGUCGCCACCUCGCGCGCAUCUUCACGGUCCCGCCGACUCGACUGGAUGGUCGACUUGGGGCUUCUCAGCGAGGAUGCUGUUCGUCAUUCCCUCAACGAGGCAGAACGCAGCUCCCACCCUUCUGCCCUCCUUCCACUAGUCAACGCCGUCUCAUCCUACAUCGAUUCGCACGUCAUGCCCGACUUUAUGGAGGCGGCCUCGCAAAACCUCUCGAAGCGCACAUCACGCGGUCGACUCGCAGUAGGAAUUGUAGCCACGGCCCUCGCCAUCCUCUUCAGCGUGCUCCUCGCCGUCGAGCCUAGCCCACUAGCAGGAGGGAAGCAGCACAUCUCAAGAUGGUGGCGCGUCCUUACUUUCCCGCUAUGGGCGAUGGGCUUCGGCUACAUGCUUGCGGCGUGGACGGGCGUCUGCGUGUGGCUGAGCUUGAGGGGUAAUCGCGAGCGCAGGGAGGAGGAGUGGGCUACGCCUAGGCCAAGCAUGGAGGCGUCGGCGGAUGAGGGGAACCUGGCGGAGGUGGACCGAUCUGCUUGGUUCGUCGCGCCAGAGGUGCGCCGCAUUCUUCCUUUCCUACCCAAGACGCUCGGCCGUACGAACAAAGACGAAGACGCGACUAGUGCUCCGCCACCAGCGCCACCAGCACCAGCACCAGUAUCAGCGUCAGCAGCACCGGCACUCGCAGCGGGGCCGGCUCCGCCUCUCUUACGCCCUUCUACCUCUCGUCCCCUCGCCGAGCCUCGCACAAGCAACGCCGCAGCAGCAGCAAUGGACGGCGGGGCCGGCAGCUGGACACCCCCCAGCACGGCCCCUGUCCUAGUCAGCAAGAAGGUCUCAGUCCUCCCCGGCGUCCAAGUGGGGAUGCGUACCGUCCAACCUCCCGUAGCGAUGAGCAGCAUGUCCACCUCCACCUCACUCCCGCGCCUCUCCACUGUCACGGGACCCUCGCCCUCUCACAUCGAGAAGGGUCGUACUGGUCGCCGUCACGAGCGCAUCUGGCAUACGGUACAGCGUUGGACUGGCUUUGCAGUUGGUACGGAGAGAGUGAGGGACAAGAAGGUCAGGCAGAUUCAUCAGUGGAGGGCUUUCAAGGCUGUUGCGCUCGACGGAGCGCUGGCCCUCAUAGCGACCAUUGUUGUCGUGGCCGUGCCGUAG
Jaminaea rosea is the source of this 1806-nucleotide messenger RNA. RefSeq lists its product as hypothetical. The transcript has a single exon. Lineage: Eukaryota; Fungi; Basidiomycota; Exobasidiomycetes; Microstromatales. Bases 1 to 1806 code for a protein of 601 amino acids. The record is from RefSeq and is a predicted model, not a curated record.